This is a messenger RNA of Penicillium concentricum, 336 nucleotides long. RefSeq lists its product as uncharacterized. NCBI's taxonomy places the organism in Eukaryota, Fungi, Ascomycota, Eurotiomycetes, Eurotiales, Aspergillaceae. The record is from RefSeq and is a predicted model, not a curated record. The transcript is spliced from 2 exons. Bases 1 to 336 code for a protein of 111 amino acids.
AUGAAAGUAAAAACAGAACCCACUCUCCCUUCCCACCUCCAUCUCACAUCUCAAGCCAGUUCUAUUCCUUCAUCUCGCCUCACUGAGGUCCUCGGAGAGAAGCAAAAACGGUCAAAAAGCCCAGAGGAACACAACAAAAAAUCUCCUCCCCGUCGUCCUUUAUAUGUUCUCGGAGUGAAGAAAACGGUAAAAACACCAGAGGAACGCCGUCGACUCAGCACCCCUUCAGAGCGCUGCGGGAACCGCCGGGGGACUCACAAGGGCGACAAGCUCCUUGCCACCAUGCAUGGCAUGCCGCAUGGUGGUGCUGAUACCGGAGGCCGCAGCGGGGUCUAG